CGCCCCCUGGCGCCGCGGGCCGCGCUUUUGUCCGGCGGGGCCGGGCCGGGGCUGGAUCGGGACCGGGAGCGGGACCGGGACCGGGAUCAGAGCCGGGAGCGGGAUCGGGAGCACAGCCGGAGCCGCCCCGCGCCGGCCGAGGAGGCGCCGGCCGGGCCCUCCCUACAGGACGCGGCGGCGAUGCUGUGACCUACAUUCGCGACAAGGAGGUCCCAGCCCGCCGUCACCGCCGCCGGGCCAUGAAGCGACACAAGUGACGGGGCGGGCGCGCCCGCGGCCAUGGCCAGCCCGGCACCAUGGCUGCGCUGGACACAAACAGAGCACAGGAGCUGGCGGGGCCAGCAGCAGGAGGAGGAGGAGGAGGAGGAGGAGGAAGAAGACGACUUUGAAAGGCGGAUGGACCAGCAUGGGGUCAUCGGCCUGGGGGAGGGUGCCAGGAGCCCACCGUGGGGUGACAGUGAGGACCUGGAGGAGGGGUCCCCGGCAGAGGAGGGGUCCCGGGCAGAGGAGGGGUCCCCGGCAGAGGAGGGGCGCUGGCACCUGCGGCACGACCCGGCCGAGGAGGAGGAAGAGGAGGAGAGGGGCAGCUCCGGGGGGGACGAGGGGCCCUGGGGGGCAGAGGGCGAUGGGGAGCCCUACCCCGAGCUGUCCUCUGAGGGCCGCUGGGGCUCAGGCUCCUGCGGCAGCCCCGAGGCGUUGAGGGGCGGCCGCGCUCUCUGCCAGCCCCAGGGCUGCAGCACGGACGGCGGGGACACCUCAGGGCUGUCGGACACCAGCCCUGGCCCUGGCACCCCGUCCCGCCGGGGCUGGGGCACGGCCGGGGACACCAUCGAGGGGCACAGGCAGGAGUGGACCCCGAGACGGAGCCUCCCCCUGCACCUCUCCACCGAUGAGCGCAGCCCCGAGCGUGUCCCCGAGCCCCAGACAGCUGGCACAGGGAUGCCAGCCCCCGGCACCGCUGGCUUGGCACCCACCGGGCAGCCCCAGAGCGCCGGGAAUCCCCCGGCACCCCGAGGGCACGACCGAUCCCGGGUGCCCAAGAAAGCAGCGCCCGCGGCGGUGCCCCCCAAGCCCGGCCGGCAGUCGCGGUCCCUGAGCCCCCGGAGGCGAACGGGUGCCAAGGGGACGAGGGAUCCCUCGGGAACGGGCACCGAGGGCACCCAGUACGGCCGGGGGCGCCUCAACCACCCCCUGCCCGACCUCUCCAAGGUGGAGGCGCGGGUGAAGUUCGACCAGAGCUACCGCCCACCCCGGGGCCGGGUGCUGCCCGCCCGCCCCCGCGGCCCCGGCGGCCCCAUCGCCUUCAAAUCCCCGGCCGAAAUCGUCCGGGAGGUGCUGCUGAGCAGCGGGGAGGGGCCGUCCCCGCAGCCCCCCGGCACGGCCGGGCUGCCGCAGGAGUUCAGGUCCCCCAGACAGGCCACGGCGCUGGUGCAGCAGCUCCAGGACGACUACCACAAGCUGCUGACCAAGUACGCCGAGGCUGAGAACACCAUCGACCAGCUGCGCCUGGGCGCCAGGGUGAGCCUGUUCUCCGACCCGCCGCAGCCCAGCCGCAGCCUCGCCGUGGGCACCGUGGGCUCCGGGAGCCGAGUGAUGACCCUCAGCAUCCCGCAGGCACGGACAGCGGCCCUCGGCAUGGCCACGGCCCCGGCCACAGCCCCGGCCGCAGCCCCGGCCGCAGCCCCGGCCUCGCCAGGUGCAGCUGCAGCCCCGGGACGGUCGGAGCGGGGGGGUUCGCCCCAGCCUCGGUCCCCUCCUGUGCCCGGGGGGCGCUGCCCCAGCUGCCCCGAGCCGUGCCGCUGCCCCGGGCCCCGGCUCACCCGGGCCCUGGCGGGGCAGAGCCGCCGGCUGCAGGCACAGGUGGAAUCCUUCGAGAGCUGGAUGCGUGCAGGGACCCCCGCACCCUCGGAACAGCUCCAGAGGAUGAGGAUGCUGAAGGACGCGCAGGAUGCGCUGGAGCGGGAAUACCUGCGGGGCCGGCAGCAGCUCCCGGAGGCUGCGGAGGGGUUUGAUCCUGACCGGACGGUGGAAGGGGAGAUUUACCGCCUGGGGCUGUGCCUGGAGGGGCUGAAGGAGCGGCUGGAGCUGGGGGACAGGCGGCAGCCCCUCCCGCAGCCCCUCCCGCAGCCCCUCCCGCAGUCCUUCCCUCAGCCCCUCCCGCAGCCCCUCCCGCAGCCCUUCCCUCACCCCCUCCCGCAGCCCCUCCCGCAGUCCUUCCCGCAGUCCUUCCCUCAGCCCCUCCCGCAGCCCCUCCCGCAGCCCCGCUGCCCCCCAGCCCCGUCCCCACCGCCGGCCGCCCACUCCCCGCACCCCGAGAGCACUGCGCUGGUGGAGGGUCCUCGGGGGGCAGCAGGGGACAGCGAGGGGAUGGCAGGGAGGCUGCCCUGGCCCCUCUGGCACAAGCAGCGCCAAGUGGAGGAGGAUUUCGGGGACCUGCUGGAGCAGUACGAGCACCUCAAGUCCUUGCCGGAGUCGCUGAGCCUGGAGCAGCUGAGCCUGGCGGAGAGCGGGUCCCAGGGGGAGGAGGAGGCACCCGCGGCAGGGGACGGUGGCCACAGCAAGGUCCCCUGCAGGACACGGUCACUCGAGGAGGGGCCCAGCCUCGAGACCUCGCCCUUGCACCUCCCGGAGAGAAGAGCUGCGACACUUUCCCCCAGAGGACCCCCAAACCUGGGGGAGACACGGGGCCACCCCUUCCCUGCCACUGCUGAGGAGCCACCAGCCCCUGCCAAGCCCCCGCUGGGGGUCCCUGGGCCGCCACGGGUGCCCCUGUCCCUCCGCAGCAGUGGGACAGGCAGCGCUGCCACCCAGCACGGGCCCCGCAAGGAGCAGCGCAUCGUGUCCCCGGAGACCGACAGCGGCUUCGUGGGCUCGGAGGCCAGCAGGGUGUCACCCCCCGUGCACACCCCCGAGCACCCUGCCCCCGGCCCGGGGACCCCGGGCUCGCUGGGACCUUCCAUCGCCAUCCCCAGCACCCUCCAUGCCCCACGGAAGAGAGACACCGCCCCGCUUUCCCCCGACACAGCACUGAUGGGCAUCUACCCCCCGGCGGGCACAGGGGGGGCCCGGCUGCCCCCCAGCAGCCCCUCCCGGAGCAGCUCCCCCCCUCGCUGGGCCGAGAGCGCGGGCAGCGAGGCGGGGCCGGAGCCCGACGGUGAUGGCACUCACACGGACUCGGAGGGGGGAGACAGGAGUUGUGCCAGCGCCGAUGGCCACCCCCCCGCCAUGGCCGGGAGCCCGACCAGCCCCCUGCCGUCCCCCGAAACGCCAUCCCCCACCCUGCUGUCCCCCGACCUGCCGUCCCUCGAUGUGGCUCGCUGUGACCUGCUGGGCUCCCGCCUGGAGCGCGACCAGGCCAUCCGGGCGCUGCAGGACGAGGUGUGGCGGCUGCGGCUGCGGCUGGAGGAGAGCCUGCACGGCUCCCGCAGCUAUCCCGACGGAAAGGUCACUCCCCGUGUCACCCCGGCCGGGAGGCAGCCGCUGACCAGCGGGCCAUCGUCCCCUCAGGACGCUGCACCCUCGGGGGACCCGAGCCCCCCGGCGCGGGGCAGGGUGGCUCCCGGGGUCACGGCCACGCGGAGGGAGAGGUCGGCAUCGCUGCCACGGGGCGUGGACCUCGGUCUGGAGCUCGGCCCCGGCGGGUCCCACCCCGCGUCCCCGUCCUCCGCCGCAGCCUCCGAGCCGGAGCCGUGCCCCGCGGGGCCCCGGGCGCCCCCCGCCCUGCGGAAGCACCUUGGGAAGCCCCCGGUCACAUUCCGGGGACAGUACACAGGGACACGGUACCAGGCGGGGACACCACGUGCCACCCCGGCACCCCGGGAAGAGCCGGGCACCUCGGGGUGUCCCCGAUGUCACAAGGGCAGGAUGGCAUCAGCUGGAUUUGGGGGAGGCGGUGCCCCCCGGCAGCCCCAGCACAGCACCCCGAGGAGGACGUCCUGCCCCACCUGCCGGGCACCCUUGGGCCCCUCUGCGGCGGGCAGCAGGGACAGGGCCACACACGCAGAGUGUGGCCCUGGUGCCUCCUGUCCCCCAGCCCCCGCCGCUGCAGCCGAGAAGCUGGAGCAACCUGGAGUUUGGUACUUGGCAGCCACCCCUGCUGCCACCACUGCCACCGUCUGCCUGGCACCCGUCCCCCUCGUGCCUUACGUGCCCUCCAUGCUCUACUGCUCCCCGGCAGUUUCUACCUCAGCCCCAGCCCUGGCCGGGGUCCCCCUGGGUCAUCCAGAGCGUCCCCGCCGGUCCCAGGGCCACCAGCGCUGCCUGAGCCUGCAGCUGGAGGAGCUGGAGGAGCUGAACUGGUCUCUGAGGAGGGCAGUGGAUGCUGCCCAGAGCGCCAGGCUGACCACGACCCGCAUGAGCCGGGCACUGGCCGCAGAGCUGGGCCGGGCACGGGGCCUGCGCCGCUCCUGCCUCUUCUGAGGGACCCCAAAGCCUCCCUGCCAGGAGGAGGAGGAGGAGGAUGGGCCCCCUCAGCGCCCCUGCACUGCAGAGUCCCUGCCAAACCUGGGGGCAGCAGGGCUGGAGGUGGCUCCUGCCCUGGCUCUCACCCCUCCCCGCUCUCCCUGCAUGGCCUGUCCAUCUGUCUGUCCGGUUUUGAGCUGCAGGAGGGGGGAGGCGUGGGCAGCAGUCUCCAGCAUCCCGCAGCACUGUCCCCUGGGACCAGCGGGGUGGCCCUGUGUCCCCCCAGGGCAGCGGCCACCCCACCCUGAGCACUUCUGGGGAUGCUCUGACCCCGAGGGGGUCGAGCCCCCUUGGCAGCUGUGUUUACCUCUGUGCCUGUGUGGGCAGAAAUACCUGGGAUUCCCUGGGAUUCCCUGGGAUUCCCUGGGAUUCCCUGGGAUUCCUUGGGAUUCCCCAUUCCACCCCUUUCCCAGCCUUGGGGCCUCCUCAGGGGGCUGUGCCCCGUGCUCUCUACCCUUGGACUUGAACCCAGCAGGAUCCCCCCAGGGGAAACUUGCUUUUUUGGUGGUUUUUAUGUGAAUUUUUUUUAGCUAGUAAGCAGCUAAAUCACUCUUGUGUUGAUUGAUGAUCUAUAAUGUGUGUGUGUGAUAUAUGUGUAUCUAUAAAUGGAUAUAUCUAGAUAUAGGCAUAUCUAUAUUUAGUUGUAUGUCUGUAUCUAGAGAGACAGAUAUAAAUAGAUCUGUGUAUGUACAGAUCUGUAUCUGAUUCUACAGAUAUAUCUUUCUACAGAUACAUAUAUAAAAAUAUUCUGGUUUGCAUUUCCAGCACAACCCUAGGGGCAUUUGUGGGGUUUUUCUGGUCAUCCCUGGAUGUGGCAGCCCCACAGAAAAUAAAAUGAAGGAUUUGAGGUUUUUCCCCUGGGAUCCUCAGGGAAUUUGGGCUGAUGGUGGAAAAGUCACCUGCUCAGACCAAAGCAGGUGUGGGCUCUGUGCAGCCCCUGUUCCUCCCAGCUGGGUUUCUAAGGAGUGAAUGCCAAUUUUUUUAGGGAAAAGGAUGUGGUUAGGGCAGCUUUUCCUGGGAUGGGUCCAGCCAAACCCCCUGCUCCACCCCUCAGCCUGUGUUUAUCUGUAGGACCUACCUGAAGUGCCAGUGUCAAAUGUAUUUAUUUUUUGCUUUUAUUUGUAGUACGAAUGCCCGUAUUUGGAGGGAGGGAUCAGUGAGUGGCUCAGGUCUGGAGCCCUCCAAGCUCCCCCCGAGCCUGAUCCUGACAUGAGCCCGGAGGGGUUGGGAAUGGGGCUGUCCCUUCCUCCUAUUUUGGGCGUUAGAGGGCUGGGUUUGGAGGAUUUUAAAGAGGUUUGGGGGAUUUUAAAGAGGUUUUCUGUGUCUCUCUGCUCAUGCCUGUGCCCCAAGCUGGAAGCUGUGACCUCCCCUAGCCCAGCCAGGGCGUGGUGGGAGCAUGUGGAAAGUGGUCACUUAGCCCAAAUGCAGUAGCCAGGACCAAAUGAUGUUUUUCUUCCCUUAUCCCCUAUUUUUUAACACCCAGCAGAGCCACUGGGGUGGUAUUUUGUACGAAGAAAUCACCUAUUUUUGAAGGAAAUAAACGCACUUGGACAA
Molecule: messenger RNA, 6015 nt
Organism: Prinia subflava (tawny-flanked prinia)
Lineage: Eukaryota; Metazoa; Chordata; Aves; Passeriformes; Cisticolidae
Gene: AKNA
Product: AT-hook transcription factor
Exons: 22
Coding region: 280-4419 (1379 amino acids)
Biological process (GO): epithelial to mesenchymal transition; neuroblast division in subventricular zone; neuroblast delamination
Cellular component (GO): centrosome
Source: RefSeq, a predicted model, not a curated record